Molecule: messenger RNA, 3445 nt
Organism: Drosophila guanche
Lineage: Eukaryota; Metazoa; Arthropoda; Insecta; Diptera; Drosophilidae
Gene: Ulp1
Exons: 7
Coding region: 154-2907 (917 amino acids)
Biological process (GO): protein desumoylation
Cellular component (GO): nucleus
Molecular function (GO): deSUMOylase activity
Source: RefSeq, a predicted model, not a curated record
GACUGUCUAGCUCUCCGAGAAGUAAAAAAAAAAUAAUUAUUCUGUAAAAUUAGUUAGUAAAGCUAAGCUAGUAAAAACGUUUUUUCAAAAUUGUUUCGUGUUUAACGAUUUUAAGCGAUUUAGUGUACAGGUGAAAACCGAAAGUUUAGCCGUAUGUCUCAGAAUCCCGAGGACUUCGGGCAAUUGGAAAAUGCACAAGAUUUUCAUAGCUAUAGAUCAGCCAAUCAUCUCCAUUACUAUGGCCCAAACCCAACGCCGAUCCUUAAUAAGGUACGCACCAACCAUUUAAGUGAAAACAACGGGCCUCAACACACACAACAACACACAGUACCACACUAUUCCGCACCACAGUUAGCUGCAGUGAAAUUUGGCAAGAAACAGCAGACACUUCCACAAAAGCAUCCAACUGAACUGCCAGAAGAGGGCCUGCAGUUUUCCGUGGAACAUAAUCUACAGUCCAGACAGCCAACGGCUGAAGAAGAAUACCAAAUAGAGCAGCAGCCAGACGCGUGCGUCCCCGAAGCUGGUGUGGAACCAACAUCCAAGCGAACCAUUGUUAAAGCCCUUUACCAGAUUUUGCACGUAAUUGGGUCGAAAAAAAAGCGGCCUUGGGGAGAGCGCAGCCGAGCCCAGCAACUGUUCGAAAUCUCACUGUGCCAGGAAACACUCUUUAAGCUGUGGAAGGAUUUAAAAGCUGUGCCGGAGUACGAGCUGUCCGCCGAGGAAUUAACGCCAUUGGUGGCCUUUCAGAAGGACAUUGAGCAAAUAGAAAAACUUGUAGGCGAUUCGAUGGGAUUGAACUUGUUGGAUAAACUGCGAAACCUCUUGAAAAGCUGGACACGUCAGAAAAAUGAAACUGCCACUGAAGUAGCCGUAACCGGCGACGGAGCACAAGGUCCACGCAGCAACGAAGCCGCCAUCGACGAAGGAACUCUACAAUUAAAGAACAGAACCACCAGAAAGCGUUCUGGAGGAAAACGGGACGGCGGCAAGGAAAAUUUCAUCAAGUAUCGCCGUGUGGAAAGCACAUUUCCCCGUUUCAUUUCGCAACCGAUUGCCGAGGACAUGCCCACCACCAGCGCGUCAGCGUCUUUUGCUGAGCAGGAAUCAGGAGCAAUGACCCGUAUGCAGAUACCCUCUUCGGGUAACAAGCGUCUGUCCAUAUUUAAUGAGCCACGAACCGCACAUCAAGUCAUACGAUAUCAUGGCGUCGGCAAUAAUAUAGAACUAUCCGACGAUGAUGAGCCGCCAGUCGAUGGCUAUUUCUUACUGUCGCUCGGUAAUGGGCGUACUGGCACUGCUUCCUCAGCCAGUUGGGGUCCGAAGGGUCGGUCCUCAUCACAUGGGGACGCUGCUGCUCCUGCAGCGGCACCCUCAUCGCUUGUACGCCCCUCGCUGCUGUAUGCGGAUGCGGUGCGUCUGGGCCAGAAUGGCUACACCGAGCAACCACACACAAACAUGAAUGGACAUCAGCAUCAUCCGCAUCAUUCGCACUCCAUUCGCGGAUCCCCAAAUCACGACAGUCUUCUCAUGCGCAUGGAGCGUCUCGCCGAGCGUGAGCAGUACGUGAAUUUCGUAAGCGACGUGGCCAUCAGUGAGUUUAGAAAGCAAACCAGCCGCACAAACCCGCCGCCACUCCUACCAAUGGCCAGUUGGACAGCCAUGGUGAAGAAGAACCCCAAUGCCAACACGCAAGACCUUCGAGCCGAGUACUCCAGGCAGGUGCAAAAGGCCAAGGAGAGCGUCCCCAGGCCAACACCACCGCAACAGACAUCGAUGCACCAGUCUGUCUUCGAGCUAAACUCAACGGACAGCAACUCGGGUAGCGGCAGCGGCAGCGGCAGUUCGCCCCCCGUUCAAGUGGCAGCCAAAGGUGCACCACCACAGCCCGUCAUAAUUGAUCUGGAUAGUAGUUCGAAUGAAAAGCCCGCUGCAAAAAGUGAUGCGGAGCACCAGAAGAAAUUCCAGACGAUGCAACAGCCUUUAAGCGAAAUCAUCUUCUUUCGAGAUGAUUAUGAGCAGAAGUUCAGGCAGCGCGAGCAGCGUCAACGCACGGAAGUGAACCAUCACCGUGAGCUGGCACACGUCGACGCUGACAAGUUAACCGAAGAGCGUCGCCGUCUGGAGGGUACAUUCCGAUGGACCGUCUUGGACUACCGCAUGGGAUGUUUGGCCAUGACACCGAAGACGGGUGCCGAGCAGGAGGAAGUCGAGCCGGAUAUUGAGUUUAUUCCCAUCAGCGAAGAACAGCAAAGGGAGCUGCAUGAAAUGGUCACUGGCGAUCCUAAUGAUCCGCUGAUCCGAAAAUAUUCGCUUACAAUAACGAAAAAGUAUAUUCGCUCAUUGACCGGGCUCACCUGGCUGAACGAUGAGGUGAUCAAUUUCUAUAUGAAUAUGAUCAUCGAACGAUCAGAGCAGAAGGCGGGCAUACUGCCCAGUGUGUAUGCCAUGAACACAUUCUUUAUGUCACGUCUGCUUAAGGACGGGUUUAGUGCUGUGAAGCGCUGGACACGUAAGAUUGAUGUGAUCAGCAAGGACAUUAUUGUGGUGCCGGUACACUUUAAUGGCAUGCAUUGGUGCAUGGCCAUUAUACACAUGAAGAACCAAACAAUCUUCUACUACGACUCGCUAGGAAAUCCGAACAACGCGGUCCUCGACGCGUUGAAAAACUACGUGCAGGAAGAAUCAUUGGAUAAACGCAAGCAGCCCUUUGACGUUAGCGGCUUUCGGAUCGAAAAUAUCCUAAACGGACCGCAGCAGACGAACGGUAGUGACUGCGGCGUCUUCAGCUGUAUGACAGCUGAAUAUAUAACUCGGGACAAGCCGCUCACAUUCAGCCAGGAGCAUAUGCCCUACUUUAGAAAGAAAAUGAUGCUAGAGAUUGUACAUGGGCAGCUUUGGAAAUAGGUGACAGCUUCUCUGUUUGUCAUGCUCCUCGCAAACAAAAACAAAAACAAACUAACCCACACACAGCCCAUACAGACAGUAAAGUCCACACCCUUGCACUAAGCUAACAAAUCUAGCAAUAAGGAAAAGUUUAGGAUUAAUCAAUUAGCUGGCGAAUGAACUAAUAAGUGUGUUGAGUGGACACACUUAUUAAUUUAUUCGAUUAAGACGUACGAAACAUAUUGGGAAGAAUGGCAGAUGUCUAAAUCUAUCCCCAUCCUCAUACACUCCCAAAGGGGAACACAACAUUUUAAAAGUUACUAAAUCAAUGAUGGUCCACGAACCAAAAGAGCAGCAGCAAUCGAGUAAGCAAGCGCUUCAACAUAUUUAUUUAAUUUUUCAGUGUAAGAUUUGAUUCGGUUUUUUUUUUCAUUUUGAUAACACAACAGCAAUGAAGCAAUACGUUAGACGUAGCAUAAUAAGGAGCUACCUUUUGAACCUUGGAUGGGGCUCCAUAUAAUAAAAAAACGAAUAUAAUAUGUAACAUAACAUAAUAUAA